AUGAGUGCAUCACCAAGCGCAAUUGUACGUCGUUCGCGUCAAAGUAUUUGGCCAGCUAUAACGGUGGAAGAAGCAAUAAGAAUAGUGGAGGAACAUGCUGAAUACGCGUUAUUAACGGAUAGAACACGUACAGUCUUCAUUACGGAUAUCAAAACAGGAGAUAUUCUAGCGGAAAAUGUGGUUGCGACAAAAGCACACCCUGAAGUGCGUACAUCUGUUAAAGAUGGAUAUGCUGUUGUGGCAUCAGAUGGCAAAGGUAUUCGAAAGGUUGUGGCUGGAACAACGGCCGGUCUUCUGGCUUCUGAUAUUCUUCGACCAGGCACUAUCUGUCGGGUAAAUACAGGUUCCAUGGUGCCAGAUGGUGCAGAUGCUGUGGUACAGGUUGAAAAUACUCGUAUUGUGGAACAUAAUAACUUUGAAGAAAUUGCAGUAGAGAUUUUGGUUGAACCGAAAACUGGACAAGAUAUCAGGGAAAUUGGUUCUGAUAUCAAGCUGGGAGAAAUCUUGCUUUUCAAAGGGUGCGAGAUAAAUGCAGCUGAAAUUGGCAUAUUAGCAGCAUCGGAGAGAAAUUUCGUGCAAAUAUUUCGGAAACCCAAAGUGGCAGUUAUUUCGACAGGCAAUGAAGUAGUGGACAGCAGAUCGAAUGGCUGUCCAUUAGGGUCAGUAAGGGACACAAAUCGUCCACAACUUAUUGCUUUAUUGAAGGAAAAUAAUUUCAAAUGCGUGGACAUUGGCAUUCUGCCAGAUGAAAAAAAAAAAAUAGAAGAAGGAUUGAAAGCAGCAUUGACGUUGUGUGACGUUACUGUUUGUUCUGGUGGCGUUUCUAUGGGUGAAAAGGAUUAUCUCAAAGAUGUACUCCAAAACCAGUUAAAUUUCACUAUUAAAUUCGGUAGAGUAAUGAUUAAACCUGGUUUGCCAACUACUUUCGCAUAUGGAAAGUGGAAUAACAAAGAAAAAUUGGUUUUUGCUUUACCCGGAAAUCCUGUAUCAACUUGGGUUACUGCACAAUUAUUUCUAUUACCUACGCUGAAGAAAAUGGCAGGAUGGGAACACAACCAGCACACGGUUAUCAGUGUACGGUUAAGCGAGACAAUAAAGUUGGAUCGUCGGCCAGAAUAUCGACGAGCUUGUUUACUGCCUGAUCCAAAAAAUUUACCUCGCGCAAUUUGCUUAGAGAAAGCGCAAAUGAGCUCACGACUAUUAUCAAUUCGAGGCGCUAAUUUGUUGCUGAAAUUACCCCCUUGCACAGAUACUAAGUCAACAGUGCAAAAGAACGAAGUGGUGGAAGCAAUAGUGAUUGGCCGAUUGUAA
Brugia malayi is the source of this 1311-nucleotide messenger RNA. RefSeq lists its product as uncharacterized. NCBI's taxonomy places the organism in Eukaryota, Metazoa, Nematoda, Chromadorea, Rhabditida, Onchocercidae. Gene Ontology annotation, biological process: glycine receptor clustering; Mo-molybdopterin cofactor biosynthetic process; gamma-aminobutyric acid receptor clustering. Gene Ontology annotation, molecular function: molybdopterin molybdotransferase activity. The coding region runs from base 1 to 1311 and encodes 436 amino acids. The transcript has 10 exons. The record is from RefSeq and is a predicted model, not a curated record. Gene Ontology annotation, cellular component: dendrite; postsynaptic specialization; postsynaptic membrane.